AUGGAGUCGUUUGAGGCGGCGGUGAACGGCGUCUCUCGCAGCGAGGAUCCGUUCUCUGGACCGCUCACAUCCAUCGCGCCCUGGAACUAUAGAGUGCUGGCGGCGCUGAUGUUCGUGGUGACCGCGGUGUCUCUGUGCGAGAACUUCACGGUGAUGCUGGUCACCUUCAGGUUCAAGCAGCUCCGACAGCCGCUCAAUUAUAUCAUCGUCAAUCUGUCUCUGGCGGACUUUCUCGUGUCUCUGACCGGAGGAACGAUCAGUUUUCUGACCAACUAUCACGGGUAUUUCUUCUUGGGGAGAUGGGCUUGUGUUCUGGAGGGAUUCGCAGUCACCUUUUUUGGCAUCGUGGCUCUGUGGUCUCUGGCCGUCUUGGCGUUCGAGCGGUUCUUCGUCAUCUGUCGGCCGCUGGGGAACAUCCGUCUGCGAGGAAAACACGCGGCUCUGGGUCUGCUGUUUGUCUGGACCUUCUCCUUCAUCUGGACCAUUCCUCCUGUCCUGGGCUGGAGCAGCUACACCGUCAGCAAGAUCGGCACCACCUGCGAACCCAACUGGUAUUCAGGAGAUGUCCAUGAUCACACCUUCAUCAUCAUGUUCUUCACCACCUGCUUCAUCUUUCCGCUGGGUGUGAUCAUCGUCUGCUACUGCAAACUGCUCCGGAAGCUCAGAAAGGUGUCUAACACGCACGGCAGGCUGGGUAAUGCCAGGAAGCCGGAGCGUCAGGUGACUCGUAUGGUGGUUGUGAUGAUCGUGGCCUUCAUGGUGGCCUGGACUCCAUACGCUGCGUUCUCCAUCGUGGUCACGGCCCUUCCCAGCAUUCACCUGGACCCGCGGCUGGCAGCCGUUCCGGCAUUCUUCUCCAAAACCGCAGCUGUUUACAACCCCAUCAUCUACGUUUUCAUGAACAAACAGUUCAGAAAGUGUUUGGUUCAGCUCUUGAGCUGCAGUGACGUCACCGUCAUCGAGGGGAACAUCAACCAGACCACCGAGCGCGCAGGCAUGACCAAUGAGAGCAACACAGGAGAGAUGUCCGCCAUCGCUGGAACCGUCCCACCUAAAACAGAAGAGCAUCCCAAUGAACGCAGCUCCUGUGCCCAAAUUCCCAUUCCUGAGAACAAAGUAUGUCCGAUUUGAAGACAUGCGCCAACACCUUUGUUUGUCACUCAAUG
This is a messenger RNA of Sinocyclocheilus anshuiensis, 1166 nucleotides long. It is a transcript of the gene valopa, whose product is annotated as vertebrate ancient long opsin a. Gene Ontology annotation, biological process: visual perception; G protein-coupled receptor signaling pathway. The transcript has 5 exons. Gene Ontology annotation, molecular function: G protein-coupled receptor activity. Bases 1 to 1131 code for a protein of 376 amino acids. The record is from RefSeq and is a predicted model, not a curated record. NCBI's taxonomy places the organism in Eukaryota, Metazoa, Chordata, Actinopteri, Cypriniformes, Cyprinidae. Gene Ontology annotation, cellular component: membrane.